Messenger RNA from Ceratitis capitata (Mediterranean fruit fly), 2219 nucleotides. It is a transcript of the gene mod(mdg4), whose product is annotated as modifier of mdg4. Gene Ontology annotation, biological process: regulation of transcription by RNA polymerase II. The transcript is spliced from 5 exons. Gene Ontology annotation, molecular function: protein binding; DNA binding. Gene Ontology annotation, cellular component: nucleus. The record is from RefSeq and is a predicted model, not a curated record. Lineage: Eukaryota; Metazoa; Arthropoda; Insecta; Diptera; Tephritidae. The coding region runs from base 270 to 1910 and encodes 546 amino acids.
GUUUGGUCGAAAUUGGAUUUCAUUCGUAAUUUGACCGAGAAAGGUUUGUGUUUUAACGGAGAGUUAUAUCCGUUGUUGUAGUGAUAUUUAUUUUUUUAUAAAAUAAUAAAUAGUAGCAGAUAAAGUAACUUUUAUUAGUUCCUUAAGUCUGCAACUGUAAGAAAUAAAAUAUUAUCGUUUUCAGUACUUUGUACAUACACAAAUUUAUCGAUUUGUGAAAACAGACAUCGGAUUAAGAGACGAAUAGUACGCUACUGUUGCUAGUCAACAUGGCGGACGACGAGCAAUUCUCGCUGUGUUGGAAUAAUUUCAACAGCAAUUUAUCUGCUGGUUUUCAUGAGUCGCUAUGUCGUGGAGAUUUGGUUGACGUGACAUUGGCAGCGGAAGGGCAAUUCGUUAAAGCACAUCGUUUAGUUCUUUCGGUUUGUUCGCCCUAUUUUCGGAAAAUGUUCACACAAAUGCCGGCCAACCAACAUGCUUUCGUUUUUCUGAAGGAUGUAAGUCACACAGCACUGAAAGAUCUUAUACAAUUCAUGUAUUGUGGAGAAGUGAACGUUAAGCAAGAAGCUUUACCAGCGUUUAUUAGCACAGCAGAGGCUUUACAAAUAAAGGGGUUAACAGAUAGCGAUCCUCCACCAUCACAAUCGCCUGCUGAACCGUCUACACCUACGCCUCAAAUUCAACAAAUUUCCUCUCCGCGAGUACGCCAAAGAACGUCAACGUCACGUUCAUUUAAAAUAGAAUCUGUUGAAGACUCGGGAGAUGACAAACCGACCCAAAUUGUCAUACAAACUACUUCUGCUCCCCCAGCGCAAGUAGUUGCUCAAUCCCAAACUCAACAUCUGCAACAAACUCAAAAUCAAACACAUAUAGCACCUCAACAAAUUGUAAACACCACCACCACCGCUACUACCACCGUUGUCACGCAUAAAAGACCAGCGCGCAGUAUUGGAAGUGGGCCUCAUAUUAAACGCACCAAAAGUACAAUUGACCCCCUUGACACAACUGAUGUGUCGACUGGUACCCAGCAAAUAACUGUACAAACAGCUGUUGUGACGCCUGCCUCUGAUACAAAAACACAAGUACAGCAACAACAAAGCGAACCUGAAUAUAUAGACUUGCCAAUAGAAUUACCUACAAAGUCAGAGCCAGAUUACGCAGAAGAUGCUGGUGACGUGGAAGGAGGCGAAAAUGAGACAACUUAUGUUGAAGAUGAUUCUUAUGGAGAACUUCGUUAUGAUGAAAGCUACUUCACGGAAAAUGACGAUGCACCAACCGGUGCGACAACGGUACAAAGUGGAACUGGUUCAAGCGGUGGUGUGAAUGCAACUACAUCAAAAGCAUUGGUAAAACAACAGCAAUCAUCCUUUACCGACACAUCGUACGUGGACGUUGCGGACCAAGCGAAUAGCGACGCACAAGUAAAAAAGCCGUUAGCGCUACCAAAAAUUUUGGAUGGAAAAUUUUAUAAGGACGUUCAACCAAAUCGUAAGACCAUUGGGGGAAUUCAAGCAACAUGCACGACUUGUUUGGGUAUGAUAUCAGGAACUGCUAAGUCUACAGGCAACUUUCUUAGCCAUAUUAAGAGACGUCAUAAGGAUAUUCUAUCUAGUUGUCAAAUAUAUUGUCAAACAAAAACACAGAAUUUGACCACUACUAUUUCCAGUGGUUGUAGUGAAGGUUCAGAGAGUAUUAAAGCUGAACUAGGCGAAAGAGAAAAUCGUCAGUUAGCAUUAAAUGUACCGUUGUACACUGGUUUAUCAGCCCAAGCUCAAUUUCAAGCAUUUUUAUGUCAGAAAUCAUUGCCAGUUGUGUCUAAGAGCAUCGUGACAACAGCUGCUACAACUAUGCCAUAUGGCAAUAUAAAAGCAAACAUACCAAUAAGCGGAUGCUUCAUUAAUAAACAAUAGAAUAAUUAACAAUAUUCAUUCAUGCAAAUUGACCGUCAUGUACAUAUAAAUAAAAAUGUAUAGGAGUAAAAGGAGCAUCAAUGACAAAUUGCUAGGAAUUAAUUAAUUAUAGAAAAGAAUAAUUAUCGCGAAUGAAAUUUUUUCACUUUCUUUAAAAAUACUAAAUUGGAGUUUUUCAACUUUUUAAUGUAUUGUAUGAUUUUAGCCCGUGUCUUUUUUGUGCGAAUAUAUACACUCAAAUUUUUUAAACAGCAUAACAUAGGGUUUUGAUUAAGUAUAUAUACAUAUGCGCGAAAAAAACACGGCUAA